This is a messenger RNA of Toxoplasma gondii ME49, 8791 nucleotides long. It is a transcript of the gene TLN4, whose product is annotated as toxolysin TLN4. Gene Ontology annotation, molecular function: metal ion binding. The coding region runs from base 187 to 7209 and encodes 2340 amino acids. NCBI's taxonomy places the organism in Eukaryota, Apicomplexa, Conoidasida, Eucoccidiorida, Sarcocystidae. The transcript is spliced from 14 exons. The record is from RefSeq and is a predicted model, not a curated record.
CGCAAAAGAAGGAACUUCUUCAUUUUUCGCGGAGAAGAGGAAGAUUCAGGAUCUUUGCGGCAGCGAGGAAGGCGGAAGGACGGCUCAGAUUCCGUGGACCGCGAGAACGACAGUCGUCUUCCGUUCCGAAGUGGAGAGAGGCACACGCAGGGGAGAGCAGCCUGCCAAGUUCCCCUCCACAAGUCGAUGGUGUCCGCGAGGAAAUUUCUGACGUCUUUCAAUCGAGAACAGGGGGGCGAAAAUUCCCUCUGCUUCUCUCCUUUCUUUUCUCCCCUUUUCCGCUCGUCAGUUGCGGAGGCGGAGACGCGACCCGACAGCAGCUCCGAUCCUGUCAACGAUGGAGACUCGACGUCCGGUGGAGAGACGCCGGAUCCGCUGCCGACGCUUGCGGAAGUUCGCGCAGCGCUUGCGUCGACCGUCGCGCAGUCGAGAACCUUUCCGCGGCGUCUCGCUGCGAAGAACGGCGAGCAAGUGGAGGACGGAGACGAAGAGCUGGCGGAGCGGAAGCGCGUGCGAAAGCCGCCUAGAGACACGAGCGCGUACUCGGUGUUUUCAGUGCCUGCGCUGAAGCUCGAAGGCGUCGCCAUUGCAGACCAGGAAGAGGCCGUCGGAUCCUUUGCGGUGUCUGUCGGCUGCGGAUUUUUCCACGACCCUCCAGCGAUUCCUGGAGUCGCUCACCAGCUCGAACAUUUGAUUUUCCUGGGAGCAGAGGGUGAAGAAGCCGCAACGUCCUGGGAUGAGUUCGUCAGUCAGCGCGGCGGAACGCACAACGCCCACACCACAGCUGAGCUCACGACGUUCUUCGUUGCGGCGCCGACUGACACCUUGCCUGAACUUCUUGACAGACUUCUCCUGCAUCUCUUCCACCCUCUCCUCGCAGCCGAACAAUUCGCCUCCGAGGUCAUGGCAGUGCAAUUUGAACACGAAAAAAACCAACCAGAUGUCGCGCGAGUUCUCCUCGAGCUCGCGAUGGCUGUCACACCAUCGCUCGCGUCUCCAGCUUCCUCAGCAACUCAGGACGAGGUCCCGACCUCCUUUUACCGUCCGGAAGUAGCGCGAAAAUUCGGCACAGGCGACUUCGACACUCUCUGCAAGACGCCGCUCGAGCAGGGCCUGGACGUCCUCAAAGCCUUGCGAGAGUUCCACGGCAAGUGCUACAAACCGGAAAACAUGACAAUCGCUGUUCGGAUGGGCCGCCGCUCCGUUCCGAUCAUUGUUGAAGGCGCCGUAGACGCGUCCGGCCAGUCCCUGCGGAUCCCUGCGGAGGUCGAAGCGGCGGCAGAGCGCGAGGCAGAGAAACGCUCCGUGUAUACUCCGAAGGAAAUUGGAGAAAUGGUUGUGCGAAUUCUUUCAAAGUAUGUUCAAGCCAAUUCACCGGAAACAGAAGCACACGCUGACAAGACGAAGACGCCGCACAACAAGGGAAACUCUUUUUCUGCGUCCUCGUCAAGUGACCUCACCCCACAACGAACUCCUUCUGAUGCGUCCUCUUCUGCAUCCCCUUCUGUGUCCUCUGCGCCCGCGUCUUCACAAGCCAAGAGGAGAAACGAGGUGUUGAAGACAGUUCGACUGCAUGCAGGCGAAAGGCAGAAAGAGGCGUCUCAGGUUGCUUCUCUCUUGGAAGCCGCUGUCGGCGAAGAUGCUUACCGAUCGCGUCCGAACGCUACAGCUGAAGACUCUAGUCCUACAGAUGGAGAGUCCGACGCAAGCGGGAAGCUCUAUCGAGUCUUCCGUCAGCAUGGUUGGGGGAAACGUCUGCUGGUUGUCUGGGAGAGAAGAACGAACUGGACUGUUCGAGGGUACGACGAAGUUUUUCAGCCCACUGCUCUUCUCGAGUAUCUCCUGGAGUACCCUGGCGAGGCGGCGCUUCUCAAUCGGUUGAAGGCUCAGGGACUGAUCGCCGACGCGGAGUACGUGGACUACACCACGAGUCAGAAGGCGUUCGUCGCCUUGCUGUUCGAGUUGACGGACGAAGGAGAGGAGAAGUUUGAGGACGUUGUUUCGGCGACGCUCGCGUACGCAGAGCAGCUCCGGACGUCGGUGACGGAGACGUACAUUUUGGAUUUUUUCGACGAGUUUGCGCGCGUGGCGAAUCGCUCAUGGACGUACAAGGAUCCCGAAGACGCCGUGAGCGCCGUGAUCGCUGCAGCCGAGAAGCUCGCUGUCCUUCCUCAGCGUCCAGACAUGGUGAUUGCCGGCGGAGAGUUUGUGUCUCUCCCCGGAGACCGCACUCUCCUUGUCGACGUUCUCAAGGAAGAGCUGGAGAGCUUCGGCCGCGCUCGCGCCUCGGCGAUCGUCGUGCUGCCGGAAGAUACGGCGCGCGGGAGCGCAGAAGUCGUCCAUGCGUUCCGGCCGUACGGCGUCCAAUUCAGCGUUUCUGCACUGCCUUCUCUCGCUCAGGCAGAGAAAGUCGGAGAGCGGAUAAGCCGCACAGACGCCGCGGAGAAGAUGGAACUGCUGCAUGCAGAACUGGCUUCCGAGGACCUGAUUUCGCACUCGAUGAUCGAAUCAUCGGCGUUUCCUCUGCCCCCGGUCCUCGCCUGCAACGUCGCCGCGACAGUAGCUCUCACGCCGCGUCGUGUACCGGAGAUCUGCCAGUCCUUGUCGCCGGUUCAGUUCCCGAUCAAGGGUGGACGAAGCGACAGCGAACUGCGAGAGUCGAGCGAGCUUCCUCUCGGGCCGCGUUCAGAAAGUCUGGAAGACGCUGAGGUCGAGGAAGAACGGAAGAAGCUGGAAGCGUCGGGACCGCCCUGCGUACUGGUCACGGAAGAGAGUUUCUCGGUGUUUUGGAAGAAUGCAGAGCCGUUCAACAAGCCAAUUGUCCGGGGCUACUUCAAGUUGAGAGUCUCUGCAGAAGACGCAACGGCACAAAACACUCUCUACGGGAAGAUCUUCGCGACUCUCGCCGGCGAACGCGCUCGCACUGCUCUCGCCUCCUUCCAAGGCUGCGGCGUCGACCUCCUCAUGUCCUUCACCAACGGCGCUCUCGUUCUCGAAAUUCAAGCUUUCUCCGAGCUUUUCGCCCCGGUUCUCGCGCGCCUAAUUGAGGUGUUGAAAGAGUCACAAGAUAACGUGAAGCAGUCGGACUUCAACAAGAUUUUCAACACUCUGAAAGUCCAGCUUUCAGAUUUCUCCACUGUCACGCCCUUCGAGCUGGCGCUUGACGUCGCACUCAGUGUGGUUCGUCGGAACAGAUUUUCGCAGUUGGACUUGCGAAGCGCUGUAACCGACGCUUCGUCUCAAUUCGAGGACUUUAAAGUCUUCCUGGAGAAAGUCUUGACGAAGAAUGCGCUGGACGUUUUCAUCAUGGGCGACAUCGACUACGAAGAGGCGCGAAAACUCGCAGAAGACUUCAGAGCUGCUCUCUCCAAGCAGCCUCUCCCGUUCUCGGAGAGCGCGGGCAGCGAGAUUCUCAAUCUCGCGGAUGACAUCGAGAUUCGGUUCUCAAAUCCGAUUCCGGAAGACGCCACCAACGCGUAUGUGUCUCUUUAUGUGACGCAUCCGCCUCCUGACAUGAUGGAAAUGGUGGUUUACUCUCUCAUUGGAGAGGUGAUCAGUUCUCCUUUUUUCGACACAAUUCGCACUCACUGGAUGGACGGCUACGUCGCGGCAGCAGCCGUUCGAGAGGUCCCCCCCGCCAUGACUCUCGCCACCAUCGUGCAGGGCUCGCAGCGGAAACCGGACGAACUGGAGAGGCACGUCUGCGCCUUCUUGGCAGAGAUGGAAGAAAACAUCGGGUCCUCCAUGACCACAGAAGCUUUCCUCGAGCGCCUCCGGUGGCUUAGCAGCAGCAAAUUUCACAGGAGUGCCACCAGCUUCAGCGACUACUUUGGCGAGGUGACUUCUCAAAUUGCGUCCCGGAACUUUUGCUUUAUUCGAGAACAGCUAGCUCGUCUGGCGACUGAGAAGUUCCUCAGCUGUCCUGCAAUUCUCAAAUCCUACAUGAACUCUUUGGUGGACCGCGCCAAUCGCAAACGUAUCACUGUGAAGAUCGAAGGGAACUCGUCUUCCAGCGAGACAGCGUCGCAUCAGCGCGAGAUUCGAGCGCCUUCGUCGACACUGCCGAACCGUUGUGGACUUCCGGGACUGUCUCCUUCAGCGUCUCCGUCAGCGGAAGUCCGACAGGCUCCUUCUCUCUCUACACAGACGUCUGCGUUGCGGCCGCGGCCGUUGUCGGAGAAGCGCGAGACCACGCAGAGCAGCGAACCUGAGGCUCCAGAGACGUCUUCUCAAGACGGCCAGCGGAGUGUCAAAGCCAACUCGCCAAAGCCGCUGAAUGCGGCUGGGUCUGUGGGAACAGCAGGGAAGGUCGAAGGCAAAUCGCGCAAGGUCGCGUCUCGGGUGGACACCCCAGGAAACGAGCGUCGAACGUACGCCUCUCUGUUUGGGACGCAGAAUGUGCUUAGAAGCAGCCGAAUCCAGUCCGACUUCUCCUCGCCGAUCUUCUCUCUUGGCGACGACGCAGACGCGCUCUCCCUCAUUCAGGUUGAGGCUCGCGUCUCGACUUCGAACUCCAAGCCGAAGGCUGUGCUCGGCGCGCGCCGAGGAGACGGCCAGUCCCCAACGGUCGCUUCGCCCUCUGGCGCCGCACCCAAGCGACCGGCGCCGCCCGCAGGGCCGCGCGACAAGUCUGGCGAGGCCUCAGAGACGACAGGGACGGAAGGCAUGGAAGUCACAGAAAUCGCCUCCGAUGUUGAAGGCCAAGCCGAAGAAGGAGAUGUCCCCAUCGAGUUCCUGCCGCUCGCGAGACAAAUCACGCCGCACAUCCUCGAGCGCUGUGCGGCAGACCAAAACGCUGCAGGCGCAAAACGGAUUGUGGUGGACAAUUUCUUCACGGAUCCGGUCGAGGCUCGUCGAAGCAUCCUCGAAAACCUGGAAGCGAAACUCAGCUCGACGUCUUCUCUCUUUUCUCUGUCGCCUUCUUCCCACCCAUCUCCUCCUCUCUGGCUAGCGUACAGCCGCUCGGAGUCCUGCAGUAUUCGCACCAGCACAAUUUCGCGAGCCGAGGAAGUUUGUGGGGCGUGGCGCGAGAGCGCACCGGAGGCUGUCUUGAUCGUUUCGCCUGAGCAGCCGCCCGCAGGGAUGCCGAGCUUGCCGCCUACUUUGGGAGACGCGGAGCCGCCGGCCGCGGCAGUCCCUCUGUCUCCUUCGGGCGCAGAGACAGGUGUCCCCUUGGUGCCGGAGAGCCCCGGCUCCCCUGCGGCUGCGGGGCGACAGGCGGCGACGAAGGCCCCGACAGAAAGCGAGGCUUCCGCGGCAACCGAGGGUGACCAUCCGCGUGUGGGCACCUCUGCGGAGGCGAGAACUCGUCAGCUUCCGACCGCAGAACAGCAGACACUGGAACAGCGGAAAGCGCUUCUCGAGGCCCGUUUGAGACGCCUAGAAAUGCAGACCAUCGCGCAGCGAGCGCAGCUCUUGAAGCAGCGCCUAGACGCAAUGAAGCAGUACGGAACAAGACCAACAACGAUCUUCAACACUUGGCUAGGACCGCACAAACGAGGCUUUCUACAGAGUGUCGGAGGCGGCACAGGCGCCAGCUCUGGGGCCUUCCCCGUCUCUGCAGUCUCGGGCCGCAGUUCCACGGCGACGCGCACCCAGGCCGCCUCAGAUUUGCACGGAAGCCGUCGGUUGCCUUCCGCUCUUCAUCAGGCGGCAGAUCCUCUGGCGUUCAAGCGAACGCUCGAAACUCUGAAAUGGAGAGAGCAGGGCCUUCUUCAGCGGCAAGCCGAACUGAGGACGCAGCUGCGAAAAGUGAAUGCCUUUGGCAGUACAGCUGGAGACUCAACUGCACCGAACCUGGGUCUAGCUGAAGACAAAAACCUCCGACUCGUAGAAAAUGUCACUGUGGCUUCGGGGGCGUCUCUCGGCUCCAGGGAUCAAACCGCCAUCGCCCAUCAGACGGAUGUCCUGCCGCCGCCUCGGGCUUCAAUUCCCACGGUCCCCACCCUGACGCCGGCGCCUUCGCCUGUCGCCUUUGCGGCCCUGCCGCAGAUCCACCAGCAACUUCCUGGAGUCGACGUUGGUGCCGAGAUACCCCGUCCGGUGACGCCUGUUUCCACGGACAUUUCUGCAUCUGCUUCUGCGUUCGUCCCAGGGUCUGUGCAAGCGUCUCUCUCCCAAUCUCCCGCGGCAUCUGUCAAAGGCGCAGGCGCACCUCCCUUGCCUCUCGCUCACCAACCAUUCGCUUCUCUUCCUCCAGCUCCUCAGCUCCCUCAAGAGCCCCGUGUGCAAGAAGCAAACGUAGGGUCUCCUAGUCCGCCGACUGUGGUUCCUGGUGUACCCACUGUCGGAGCGACUGCACCUACUGUGGGAGAAGGUGCGACUACUCUGGGGGCUGGUGCCCCGGCGGUGGCUUCUCCGGCGCCUACUGUCGGAGCUGCUCCGCAAGCAGUGACAUACACUGCGCCUACUAUGGGAGCUGGUGCCCCGACGGUGGCCUCUCUGGCGCCUACUGUCGGAGCUGCUCCGCAAGCGGUGACAUACACUGCGCCUACUACGGGAGCUGGUGCGCCUGCGGUGGCCUCUCUGGCGCCUACUGUCGGAGCUGCUCCGCAAGCGGUGACAUACACUGCGCCUACUAUCGGAGCUGGUGCGCCUGCGGUGGCUUCUCCGGCGCCUACUGUCGGAGCUGCUCCGCAAGCGGUGACUUACACUGCGCCUACUAUCGGAGCUGGUGCGCCUGCGGUGGCCUCUCUGGCGCCUACUGUCGGAGCUGCUCCGCAAGCAGUGACAUACACUGCGCCUACUAUCGGAGCUGGUGCGCCUGCGGUGGCUUCUCCGGCGCCUACUGUCGGAGCUGCUCCGCAAGCGGUGACAUACACUGCGCCUACUAUCGGAGCUGGUGCGCCUGCGGUGGCCUCUCUGGCGCCUGCUGUCGGAGCUGCUCCGCAAGCGGUGACAUACACUGCGCCUACUAUCGGAGCUGGUGCGCCUGCGGUGGCUUCUCCGGCGCCUACUGUCGGAGCUGCUCCGCAAGCGGUGACAUACACUGCGCCCACUAUGGGAGCUGGUGCCCCGGCGGCGGUGGCUUCUCUGGCGCGUGGGCCGAGUUUUGAUUAUCAGGCGGGUGUAGUAUCGCGUGCAGUUGGAGGUGCGUCUCAGCCUCAGGCUGAACAGGCGGCUUCUUACGUCAGCGACCCGGCGUCCGUCGCUAGGGUGAGCUCAGCGUCGAUCUUGCCGCAUGCAGCUGUUCCAGUGGUGCAUGCCUGAAAGUGGGUUGUGCGCAUUAAACAAUGAGAGGAAAGACAGAGAACAUCGACAAGAACGCAGAAGGGGGCUAGGAUCAUGGUUGUUCAUUUGCCGUUCGAGGUCGGGCGUCGCGACCUCUCGCUCACUGCCAUUUCUACGCACCGGGUGGUGGCCCGGCAGCGGGACAUGGAAUGAAGUAGAAUGAAGAGUGUAGCUGAAGUCUGGAGAACAUUCUCCGUUUCGCUUCGCGUUUCUCGGUUACUUGAGAGACCAGACUCCUCGUGUCGAAAGGGGUAAGAGGAAAUCCAGUUUCCUCUCUCCAUUGCUUUCCCGAACUUGAGAACGCGAUUCCAGAGGUGGGACCCAAGCUCGUCUUGGGACAGGGUUUGUGUUGUCAGCAGAAUUGUAGAGGGAGCGUUUGCCACUACAGAGCAAUGGUAGUGUUGCUUCUCUGUUCCACACAAGACGCUUUUUCGUGGGGACGAAUCAUGCGCGUCCUCUCAGGUGUGUGGCGUAAUCCAGAGAAUUUCUCAUUUUUGCGGAACUUAGGAAGAAGGACUGUCGGGUCUUCUUAUGCCGAGUGAGGCGGCAUGAUGCACCUUCACUGGCAGCCGCGUGAGACGAUUUGGAAAAUUUGAAUGCGAGACGUUUGUGUGAGGCUGGGUGUGUUUGCAUCUUCACGCAUGAGAUGUUCAGGUGUUUUUCUUGAGAGCGAAGUCGCUCUCGAUUUCGCCUCUUGUGUUUCUCCCCCAUUUGCCCUGUCGCGGUUCUCUGCUUUUUCGUCGUUUUGUGCUCGUUACGUUCUCGUUUCUCCAGACUCAAUUCACCUCCCUUUGUGCGGAGUCGAGAUGAGAAGACGACGUCAUCUCAGUCUUUAAGUGCGCUCCACGCGCACGGUACACCAGGACCUCCGCUUUUCAGCUGGUGAAGCACUGAUAUCCGCAAAACAGGCUGGCAUCUGGUGAAGCACGAACGUUCUCUCGUCCUUUUCCCGUGGGCUGAUUGGCAGCAACCUGCUCACUCAUGGAUUUCGCAUAAGUAGCGAAACCUGAAAAAGACAACUCUCUUGUAGAGAUGCAUAAACGCGACACAAAUAUAUUCUCCACCGGCUCGCUGCGAAGUCGAACGGUCUUUCCCCCGUCCGCUGCUGCUCGCAAGUCGUGCCCUGACACAAAAUGCAUGACGCCGAAGCAAUGACCAACGUAAUCGAAAGAGGAAACAUGCUGGAGAGGCUAUUUCGCCUCUCUGCACUUUGUCCGCAAAUCACUAACCGCCACACACACUGUCGCACGGCUCAUUCGCCUUCAGCCUUCUCCAAAGGUUCACGCGACGAGUUCAAUCGCGCUUUAUGUCUUGCGGACAUUUCUUUAGUGGCGUCUUCGACACUGCUGAUUUGUCCCUGAAAAGGUCGCUCUACAGCUUUUCACGAUUACCCGCAAAUUUCCGCGCUUCUUGUCGUAGUGCACGGGACUCCUCCUUCACUCCUCAUCGCCAGCGAAUUGAAUGAAAAAGAGCUCUUUCGUGUGCGACGCGUUUGAAAGGCAGCUGCUAACACGCAGACACUUUUCACGGUAUUACUGGAAAUCGGAAAGACUCAUAGUGA